AUGGCGCGCUCUACCUACUACUGACUACGUACCUACCCUACCUUCUUUUUUCUUUCUGGUGGAGAAGAUAAUUCGAGGCACUCGUCUGCCUACAUACCUACCUAUGGACCUAUCCGCCUACCCACCUUCACGACGACGCGGCACAGCAGCUUUCUCACCCAAUGGAUUGACGCGGACAGACCUAUCCACUCAUGCCUAUUCUAGGACUCGACGUCAUCUAGCGCGCUAUUCUUGAGUCUACCGCGCCUGCCACUCGCCAUGACACUUGGCAUCGACCUCGACCUUAGCGGCAGGCAGAGUCACGACAACCGCCACCAACAGUACUGCUCUUCUUCCGUCCCGCCGAUCUCGCGCUCGUCUUCGCCGCUCUCUGCUCUCGUCCGCCCUUCUGUCCUAUCGGAUUGGUCAUACCGCCUGCUUCCGCUCGUGGCAUUGGAGAGCGCGCUUUUUCUUAGCUACGCUGCGUACGGCUUUGUAAUGCUCUGCUCUGCUCAGUUGGCCAUCGCAUGGGUUUUGGAUGAGGGGCGGGGGUCGGACGGUUGGCUGGUGCUGGUGCUGGUGCCUGGGGGGGUUGGGGGGUGCUCUGGGGCGCUGUGGGGGUGGGGGUUGCGUGGAUGGGUCGUGCGUGGGGUGAGUGAGAGCUUUUUUGCUUUUCUUUCUGGUGAUGCAGGGAUCGCGCGCAUUUCUUCGGCUCUGAGGGGAUGAUGAUGGGCUGGUUUGGUGCGGUUCGGGUUUCUUACUGGCGUGUUGAGUGAGGAUGGGGGGGUGGGGGUAAUGAGUAGGACGCCUCUUACUCCCCGUCCUCGUUCUUUGCUUCUUUCGUUUCUCUUGCGCUU
Messenger RNA from Aplosporella prunicola CBS 121167, 836 nucleotides. RefSeq lists its product as uncharacterized. Bases 259 to 705 code for a protein of 148 amino acids. The record is from RefSeq and is a predicted model, not a curated record. NCBI's taxonomy places the organism in Eukaryota, Fungi, Ascomycota, Dothideomycetes, Botryosphaeriales, Aplosporellaceae. The transcript has a single exon.